This is a messenger RNA of Manduca sexta (tobacco hornworm), 4397 nucleotides long. It is a transcript of the gene Keap1, whose product is annotated as kelch-like ECH-associated protein 1. NCBI's taxonomy places the organism in Eukaryota, Metazoa, Arthropoda, Insecta, Lepidoptera, Sphingidae. Gene Ontology annotation, molecular function: protein binding. The record is from RefSeq and is a predicted model, not a curated record. The transcript is spliced from 13 exons. Bases 228 to 2312 code for a protein of 694 amino acids.
AACAAAAAUUUUGUGAUCAGUAAGCGCGGGCGCGCCUUACCAUAUACACGCAAUUUUUUGUCGCCAAUUUUUGUUUUUCGUGAAAACUUUCUUCGUGUUAAUAUUGAUGCAGUGAUAAAAAUAAGUGCAGUGUUAUACUUACAUAGUAAAGAAUGCUGUUGUUGAUAGUGUUGUGAUUGUGUUAAGUAGUUUUACGGUUAUAUUUAGUUCGUAUUUUAUUUGCAUAAAUGAAGUUAGAUGUGCAGUGGCAGUUUAAGCCAAGUGCAACCAAACAUGUAGAAAAUGGUCAUUCAAUAUCUCAAAAAGACGUCGCGAUGGAGACCGACGACGACGCUCUGCGCACCAACAUAUUGGACGACAUGCCCCCGAUCAACUGCGAUUCCUCUCUGGAAGGCGCCACGGGCACCGGCUCCAACGACAUCGGCGACAUGACAUUCUGCAUGGGCAAUUACAUAAGCGACUUUAUGAGGAUGAUGUUCACGAUGAGAUCUCACCACAUGUUGACCGACGUAGUCUUAGAAGUUGGGAACGAGUUAUUCCACGUACACAAAAUAGUGCUGGCGGCGGGGAGCCCUUAUUUUAAGGCGAUGUUCACGAGCGGUCUGAAGGAGAGCGAGAUGUCGCGCGUGCGGUUGCAAGGAGUCUGUCCAUCAGCGAUGGCGUGGCUUGUCUACUUCAUGUACACGGGCAAGAUCCGCAUCACCGAGGUCACCGUCUGUCAGCUACUGCCAGCCGCCACCAUGUUCCAGAUAUCGAACGUGAUCGACGCGUGCUGUGCGUUUCUGGAACGGCAAUUGGAUCCUUCGAACGCGAUCGGCAUAGCAAACUUCGCGGAACAGCAUGGCUGCGUCGAACUCAAGAAGAAAGCUAACCAGUUCAUCGAAAGGCAUUUCACACAGGUGUGUCAAGAAGAGGAAUUUCUGCAACUAACGACACAAGAAAUCAUAUCUUUAAUACGAAAAGAUGAACUUAACGUCAGGGAAGAGAGGGAAGUGUAUAACGCUGUUUUAAAUUGGGUGAAGCACGACGAGGACAGGCGCCACGCGCGCAUGGAGCACAUCCUGCAGGCGGUGCGGUGCCAGUACCUCACGCCGAGCUUCCUCAAGGAGCAGAUGAGCACCUGCACCGUGCUCAAGAAGGUGCCCGCCUGCAGGGAAUAUUUAGCUAAAAUUUUUAAGGAUCUCACAUUACAUAAGAAGCCAGUGGUGAAAGAGCGUCGGCCGAACACGCCUCGCAUCAUAUACGUCGCUGGCGGUUACUUCAGGCAUUCGAUCGACGUGUUCGAGGCGUUUAAUCUGGACGACAACUGCUGGGCCUCGCUUCCGAGGCUCACCGUGCCCAGAUCAGGCCUUGGCGCUGCGUUUCUCAAGGGUUUGUUCUACGCGGUGGGCGGUCGCAACACGUCGCCGGGCUCGUCGUACGACAGCGACUGGGUGGACGUGUACAACCCCGUGACGGAGCACUGGCGCCCCUGCAGCCCCAUGUCCACGCCCCGGCACAGGGUUGGAGUCGCGGUUAUGGAUGGAUUCCUGUACGCGGUGGGUGGGUCGGCCGGCUCCGAGUACCACAAGUCUGUUGAAUGUUAUGACCCGGAACAUGACGUGUGGACGUCAGUGGCGGCCAUGAGUAGCGCGCGGCUCGGCGUGGGCGUGGCCGUCGUGAACCGCCUGCUGUACGCCGUGGGCGGCUUCGACGGCGCGCGCCGCAUCGCCUCCGUCGAGUGCUACCACCCCGAGAACAACUGCUGGACCGAGGUGUCGCCCAUGCACGUCGCCAGGAGCGGGGCCGGCGUGGCGGCCAUGAACCAGUUCAUAUACGUCGUGGGCGGGUACGACGGGUCGCAGCAGCUGUCGUCGGUGGAGCGCUACGACACAGAGCGGGACGCCUGGGAGCACGUGGCGCCCGUGCACAUCGCACGCUCCGCGCUCUCGCUCACCGUGCUCGACAACAAGCUCUAUGCGCUAGGCGGUUACGACGGCACGUCGUUCCUGGACAUAGUGGAGGUGUACGAUCCGGCGACGAACACGUGGUCGCAAGGCACGCCGCUGACGUCGGUGCGGUCGGGCCACGCGUCGGCGGUGUGCUACCAGCACGUGACGCCGGUGACGGAGCACUGCGACCAGCCGCCCGCCGUCAUCAAGAAGCUCGGCAAGCGGCCCGCGGCGGUGCCGUCCGCGUCCACGUCGUUCUACUCGUCGGCGUCCACGCCGGCCGCGCCUGUCGCGUCGUCUUCGCGCGACGAUAUCCCCAUGGCCAAUAACAUCAUACGAACUUUAUCCAACACUCAGAACUCUUCCAAUGGCGGCGUAUAGUUGUGACUGUUUGUACAUAGUAUGUGACUUGUUUUGGCUGUGUUGAUACCGAUCACUCGCAGUAGAUAUUAUUCCCUCACUAUUCCGGUGGCAGUGUACUUGGGCUGCGAAACCAUUAAGUACGAAGGUUCCAUGACCAGUUCGGAGUAAAAGUUUUUUUUUUGUUCGAAAAACACAUGACGCUUUAGUUCAGAUUCAUGGAACACAAACUCGAGAAACCGAACUGAGUUAGUUGGGACAUAGGGGUGAUCUUAUUAUGUGAAUGAAUUAAUAAAAACGUGAUCAAAUAUUAUGUAAGCCAUAUUCAUACAGCUCUGGGAAGGAAAAUACUACGGAAUAUUACUUAAAUAAAUAAAUAUAUAGAGAAAAAAUAACCAGAUACUUUACACAAACUAUCGCUCAUUACUAAAAAAAAACGUUAUUUUACUGCAUAGAAAAUUAAUUAGAAUCGUUUCUGCGCGAUCUGUACCCGUAGCACGAAUAUCUGCGUAAUAGUUCUCGUUAGUUGUAGGUCCAUUUAAGUCUUUAUAAGGGUAUUUGAAUCAUUCAAGUAAAUUUUUGUAAUUAUAUUAGCAAGAUUAAUCGUAAUGCGGUUUCCCGCUUCCCGAUACCUCAGAUAGUUUACAGAAUUCAUUUGAAUUUGUCUGUGUACCGUCGAUGUACUAACUUGUUUCGGUAUGGUUUAAGUUUUGCUGACAUUUACAACAAUAAUGUAUAAAAGAAUUACUAACGUAUUAUUCAUUCAUUUCUUAAGCGAGGUUUAGAUUAGCAAGAAAUCUUGCAGACAUCAAUGCAAGCUCACUUCUGAAAUUUAUUUAACUUGCAGUUUUUUCCGCAACAACAUUUGACAAUUUGGAGUGAGAACUUGUAGUUUAUUUUGCUUGGAAAAAAAAGUUGUAACUUGCUGAACAAGUAAAGAUAUCGUUAUCUGUAUUAUCCUUUGGUUAUUCGUUAUAUAUAGAACCAGCAUCAGAGACCGUAGUGUCAAGUCAUAAGCUGAUAGUAUUACCGCUGUCUAUUUUACCACCAAGUAGAAGUAUGUAUCACUUAUUAUGUUCCUAUUUGGCGGCAUCGGGAUGACGAGCGCAGUGACAUGCCACACACCGCUUUGUCCGUGCAAAGUUUGUUAUGUUCAAACGUUGAUAUGUCUACAGUCACUUGUGGCGUUAAAAUCCAGCUUGAGCAUUCGUUACAUUAGAUACAGAAAAUUUGAAAAAAUAAUUUGUUUGCCAUUUUUUAUUAUAAAAAAAAGUUGCAAGCAUAAAAUGUUCGUCGUGUAAUGUAAACAGCUUGAAAUGAACUUGCUAGUCUAAACUUUAUAUUUAGCAAUAUUGUUUCCACUUCCCAGGGAAAAAGAACUUUGUGAAUAUUUAAAGUCUUUCAUAAUAGGAACGAUGGCUAAGAUCAUGGCGUUUAAACAUGAAGUAAUUGUAAUACAUGGUUUUUGUAAAGAAUUUGAAUACAAGAAUAAGGGACGCCUUAUCAGAGUAUUGGAAUUCCUCUGAAUAAAUCGAAAAUUUGGAAUCAAAAAGUCAGUGGUCAUAAGACUCGUUUUAUUUUCUUACCUAUCAUGUCUAGAUUUCAAUAUAAAAUAAGUACUUAAUCAAUUAAAUCAAUGUAAGAUUUUCCGAUGAAAAUUAUUAUCUUUGUCAUAAAUUACAAUUUUAUUAUAAAACACUUCGAAUGUAUUAAAAUUCCUGAAAUAGAAAAAAUAAAAAUUAUCGUUAUUGUGUUUUCAUAAAUUGGAAAAAGUGAAAUUUAUGAAGACACGCUCUGCGACUUUCUUAGUCAUUUUAUAUUACUACUGCCAGAUUUUUGUAAAUAUAUAUCUUGGAGUCAUGCGCCAUAUGCAAUUUUAGAUUUGUUUAUAGAGUUAUGAUGUAUAAUGCUGAUGUGGUUUUGUAUGUUUAUUUAAGUGUUGUGUAAUAAAACAUUUAUCGUGUACAAAUGGCCAUUUCGUAAUGCGUAAAAUAAACGAAUAAUAUUCCUUUGUUGUAUAGUGUAAGUCGGUAAUGUUACAUACAAUAAUGUAAAUAUAAUAUAGGAAUAAUUAUAAGGAAAAUAAAGACUGUUAUGGGUAUUUAA